Messenger RNA from Diabrotica virgifera virgifera (western corn rootworm), 8026 nucleotides. RefSeq names its product sodium/potassium-transporting ATPase subunit alpha (gene Atpalpha). The record is from RefSeq and is a predicted model, not a curated record. The transcript is spliced from 10 exons. Lineage: Eukaryota; Metazoa; Arthropoda; Insecta; Coleoptera; Chrysomelidae. Gene Ontology annotation, cellular component: membrane. The coding region runs from base 254 to 3382 and encodes 1042 amino acids. Gene Ontology annotation, molecular function: ATP binding; ATP hydrolysis activity; P-type sodium:potassium-exchanging transporter activity. Gene Ontology annotation, biological process: intracellular potassium ion homeostasis; proton transmembrane transport; intracellular sodium ion homeostasis.
UAGUUAAAGGGAAUGCAAAGAAAAGAAACACAUUUGUUGUUAGAAUCUAUUAAUUUAAAUUUAAGUAAUCUUUAAUGAUUCUCGUAGACUCAUAGAUAGUGUUAAAAAACCCAAAGUAUCGGUUAGAUUUUAUUAAUAUUCUUCGACUUCUUAAAUUUAAUUAACUGCAUUUGACGUAAUCAGUUUUCUUGAAUUCUCGCGUGGCACACCUGUUUUAAUUUGUUUUGUUUUGUGAGUUAUAUGUGGAGGUGCGAUGACUUCCAAAGUUAAAUUAAAUGACGAGCAUGGCCGCUCUGAUUCGUAUCGAGUUGCCACAAUUCCAUCUUCCUUUGACGACAACAAAACUGCUGAUGGCAGACCUAAGUCUCGAAGAAAGGUAAAGAAAGUAAGGAAAGCGGAAGAUUUAGACGAUUUAAAACAGGAAUUAGACAUCGACUAUCAUAAGAUCUCACCAGAAGAACUAUAUCAAAGGUUUCAAACACACCCAGAAAACGGUCUUAGUCAUGCAAAAGCGAAAGAAAAUUUGGACAGGGACGGACCCAAUGCCCUCACACCACCAAAAACAACUCCCGAAUGGGUGAAAUUCUGUAAAAAUCUCUUCGGGGGUUUCGCACUCUUACUUUGGAUUGGUGCAAUCCUUUGUUUCAUCGCCUACUCCAUACAGGCUAGUACUGUAGAAGAACCAGCAGAUGAUAAUCUAUAUCUUGGCAUCGUAUUAGCUGCCGUUGUUAUCGUUACAGGUAUAUUUUCUUAUUAUCAAGAAAGCAAAAGUUCAAAAAUUAUGGAAUCUUUCAAGAACAUGGUGCCCCAGUUCGCGACCGUUCUUAGGGAAGGAGAAAAAUUGACAUUACGAGCCGAAGACUUGGUACUUGGAGAUGUCGUCGAAGUGAAAUUUGGCGACCGAAUCCCAGCCGACAUCAGAAUAAUCGAAUCAAGAGGUUUCAAAGUAGAUAACUCAUCUCUUACCGGAGAAUCCGAACCUCAGAGUAGAAGCCCUGAUUUCACACACGAAAAUCCCCUGGAAACAAAGAAUCUUGCGUUCUUCUCUACCAAUGCCGUCGAAGGUACUGCCAAAGGAGUUGUUAUUAGUUGUGGAGACAAUACCGUGAUGGGUCGUAUCGCUGGUCUAGCUUCUGGCUUGGACACUGGUGAAACACCCAUCGCAAAAGAAAUUCACCAUUUCAUUCACCUCAUCACUGGCGUAGCUGUUUUCCUAGGAGUCACAUUCUUCGUUAUUGCGUUUAUCCUCGGUUACCAUUGGUUGGACGCUGUGAUCUUCCUUAUUGGUAUCAUCGUAGCUAACGUACCAGAAGGUCUACUGGCCACUGUAACUGUAUGUUUAACUCUCACUGCCAAGAGAAUGGCAUCUAAAAACUGUCUGGUCAAGAACUUGGAAGCAGUAGAAACUUUGGGAUCCACAAGCACAAUUUGCUCAGAUAAGACUGGUACCCUGACUCAAAACCGAAUGACUGUCGCUCACAUGUGGUUCGAUAAUCAAAUUAUUGAAGCCGAUACAACUGAAGAUCAAUCUGGUGUGCAGUACGAUAGAACUAGCCCUGGAUUUAAAGCCCUCUCUCGAAUCGCCACUCUCUGUAACCGAGCCGAAUUCAAACCAGGCCAAGACGGUGUUCCAAUCCUUAAACGAGAAGUCAACGGAGAUGCAUCUGAAGCUGCUCUUCUUAAAUGCAUGGAACUUGCUCUGGGAGACGUUAUGUCCGUCAGGCGCAAGAACAAGAAAGUCUGCGAAAUUCCAUUUAACUCAACCAACAAAUAUCAAGUAUCUUGCCACGAAAAUGAAGAUCCUAAUGACCCACGCCACAUUUUGGUAAUGAAGGGAGCUCCUGAAAGGAUCUUGGAGAGAUGCAGCACUAUCUUUAUUUGCGGCAAAGAGAAAGUAUUAGACGAAGAAAUGAAAGAAGCAUUUAAUAACGCGUAUUUGGAAUUGGGAGGUCUAGGAGAACGAGUACUUGGUUUCUGCGACUCGAUGUUACCAUCCGAUAAGUACCCUAUUGGCUACAAAUUCAAUUCUGACGACGCUAACUUCCCUCUGGAUGGUCUUCGGUUUGUAGGUCUUAUGUCCAUGAUCGACCCUCCCAGAGCUGCCGUACCUGACGCUGUUGCCAAAUGUAGAAGUGCCGGUAUCAAAGUCAUCAUGGUAACUGGUGAUCACCCGAUUACGGCCAAAGCCAUCGCCAAAUCUGUCGGUAUUAUCUCUGAAGGUAACGAGACUGUCGAAGAUAUCGCUCAACGUUUGAACAUUCCGGUAUCAGAAGUCAACCCGAGAGAAGCUAAAGCUGCUGUUGUACACGGAUCAGAUCUUAGGGAUUUGUCGUCUGACCAAUUGGAUGAGAUUCUUAGGUACCACACUGAAAUUGUAUUCGCCAGGACGUCGCCACAGCAGAAGCUCAUCAUCGUAGAGGGAUGUCAGCGUAUGGGUGCUAUUGUAGCUGUCACAGGUGAUGGUGUCAACGAUUCUCCAGCUCUGAAGAAAGCCGACAUCGGAGUCGCUAUGGGUAUCGCAGGAUCAGACGUGUCCAAACAAGCCGCAGACAUGAUCCUGCUCGACGACAACUUCGCAUCUAUCGUAACGGGUGUCGAGGAAGGACGACUUAUCUUCGAUAACCUUAAAAAAUCCAUCGCUUACACUUUGACAUCGAACAUUCCCGAGAUUUCGCCUUUCCUCGCAUUUAUCCUCUGUGACGUUCCUUUACCUCUGGGCACCGUUACCAUUCUCUGCAUCGAUCUUGGAACUGACAUGGUGCCUGCUAUAUCUCUGGCUUAUGAGGCCCCGGAGUCCGACAUUAUGAAAAGACAACCUAGGGACCCGUAUAGGGACAACUUGGUUAACCGUAGGUUGAUAUCCAUGGCGUACGGUCAGAUUGGUAUGAUUCAAGCGGCUGCUGGGUUCUUUGUGUACUUCGUCAUCAUGGCUGAGAACGGUUUCUUGCCUAUGAAAUUAUUCGGAAUUAGGAAACAAUGGGAUUCCAAAGCAGUCAACGAUCUUACUGAUUCUUAUGGACAAGAAUGGACCUUCAGAGACAGAAAGACCUUGGAGUACACUUGCCACACCGCUUUCUUCGUCUCGAUCGUCGUUGUACAAUGGGCCGAUUUGAUCAUUUGCAAGACCAGAAGAAACUCAAUCGUUCACCAAGGAAUGAGGAAUUGGGCUCUCAACUUUGGGCUCGUCUUCGAAACCGCACUGGCUGCCUUCCUGUCUUACACGCCUGGUAUGGAUAAAGGAUUAAGAAUGUUCCCUCUUAAGUUCGUCUGGUGGUUGCCAGCCAUCCCCUUCAUGUUGUCCAUCUUCAUAUACGACGAAGUGCGACGAUUUUAUCUACGACGUUGUCCAGGCGGCUGGUUAGAACAAGAAACCUAUUAUUAAGUAUUAAUAUCAGAGUACUGCCACUCAGUGGAUUGCUGUGACAGCACAGCCUCGAUAGGGAAGACUUCGCUGAAACACAAUAGCAAGCCAGCCAGGUAUCAGCGUGGAGAGGGAAAACGAAGUCUUUACCUAUCGAUACUUGUACAAAACUGUUGCUAAUAUAGUAAAUUUGCUGCUUUCUGCAGUUUGAUAUAGUUAAGUCAGGCGUACAAGACCGGCUUCGAUGGAUGGAUGUCUAUCCGAGUUAAUCGUGUACGCUUUAGCUAUUUAUUAAUAUAAUUAAUUUCGUAACAAAUUACAAAAUAGGUCAUGUGACAAGAAAAAGUAUGAACCACAACCAAUAACAAUAAAACACUGUCUGUCUGAUGAGGACGUUUUAGUCGCUGAUGCGGUAUUAUACAUUCCAUUAUUCGAGGACUACAGUUGCCUUAGUGCUGUUUGUCGUACAGAGAGGAAUUAUAUGUUUUUCUUUUUAAAAUGACCUUCUUAACGGAAAACUGAUGAAGUAUCCGUAUUGUUUUUAUUGUAUACUUAGGAAAAGUUGUUAUAUAAGCUGAUAUAAGUUGUGUGAGGAUACUUUUCAUGAUUUUUCCGGUAAUCAGCAAGGAAGAAGAGGUCUGUUUUUAACGAAAAUCAUGUAUAAUCGAAUGGGUUUAAUAACAUUGGUCUAAUUAUAGAAUAUCGAUAACCAAAAACAGCUUUAAUAUCAUUCGCGUAUAAUAUCUGACGUGUUUAUAUCCAGAUAUUCGGUUCUGUUAUAAGAACUCUUUUCUAUAUUAUAAAAUUCUUUCGGUGUCAUGUUUUUUACCGUUAAAAUCCCAUAAUCGACUUUAAAUUUGACUUUUUUCUUGCUCUAUUCAUACAAUUUUCGAUUAAGUGCCAUAAAAUAUGAGAAAAUAUAUUUUUAAUAAGUUGAUUUUUUUAUAGAUUUUUAAUGUCUCCCUAAGAGCUCUCUAAAAUAAUUUAAACUAAAGAAAUAAUUAAUCAAAAUAUAUAAAGAAUAUCGAUGAGUGUGGAGAGAGGUAACAACUAUCAGGAGUAUUAUACGGAAUUAAAAUAAUGUGAAAUGUUUGGUUUUUUAUAUCUUUUUACGAGGCCUAGCGGUACUGGCAAUUGUGUUCUACGCUGAGGAUAGUUUUAAUAAUUUUUAGCGUGUGAGAUCUGGAGAAUUAGAGAGAAAAUUAUAGAUAGUAGAGCAUUGCAAAUAACACAUUACUUGAGCUUACGAACAAAAUCUGUAGGUUUCCCAAGAAAACCAGAAGAUCAAACAGAUAAGCAUGUAAAAUAAUACAUAGUGAAAAAGUGUAGUAUGUUUCUUACUUAUUAAUAAAAAUCGUCUUAUGUCAAACAAUAUGUAAGAAGAAAUUUAUGUACAAUUUUUUCUUUACAUAUUAGUCAUUGAAAUAAUAUAUAAGGAGAAGAAGUAUAUCUUUCCAUGUAAUAGAACUGCUGUGUGGGAAAUCUUGAAUUGAUUGGUCUUACUAACAAAAUUUGCAGACACCAUCAUCAUACGAUGUACUCUUGUUGGUGUGGACAUUUUAAUACUUUGAAUUGAUCCUCAAAAAUGAAAAAUCAAUUAAACAGCAUUGACUGUACGACGCCAGAAGUGUAGGCCAGACUAAAAUGUUGUUCGAGGACUGUUUUGACUUUUUGAAACAAUACAGAGUUAUGUAACAAUUCUUGAUGGACUAAAAGAACUCUAAGUAAAUAAAACGAAAAGGUAAAAAGCAUGGAACUUGAAACGAAGGAUCUAACUGUGGUGGAUUAUGAAUGAAAGUUGGUUAAUAUCAUAAAAGCUGAUGAAAAGAAAAACAUUAUUAUAUUCUAAUACAAAAACAAGAACAUCAAAAACAAAUUGUAACAUUUCUUCGAGAAAAAAGCAUUUAAAGUUGGUUAUUUUGCGCAGUAGUACCGCGCCGUAUACGUAUAAUAUAUAAAACAGAACGCAUUUACCGAUCUCGCGAUAUUCAAAUCUCUAUAACUACGGUAAUAUUGCUCCAAUGUACUUUAAAUUUGGCGUGAAUCCUUUUGAAGUACUAUACUUUUAUACGAAAUAAUAUAAAAUACCAACCGUUAACCAUUUUCACGUGAAACUGUACUCCAGAAGUUGGUUACAUUUGUCCACGCUUCGCUUUUAUACAAAAUUGAAAAUACUUAAGUCUCUUUUAACAUUGGUAGUCGAGAUUCCAUGAUUCGAUCGUUCUUUAAACCCAAUUGCGGAAUAAAAGCGGCGUGGCACCUGGGUGGCUUGCCGAUUUCGUUGCCUGUUAGGGUGUGCCACUGAGGCGCUACGCGUUGUUCGUCGACUUCGUGAAGAAAGAGAAUUUUUAGUACUAUUUAGGCUUUGAACACUUAGGUUAGCUAGAUUGUAACUGUGUUGUUAUCGUAUUAAGUGUCAACCAGUCGUGCUCAAUACACAACAUGACUAUAACUCUCACAAUUGUAAACAUUACAUUCAAAACUACAGUUACAUGUAGAGUGCUCUUAAAUCCCUUCUUUAAAAGUCUUUACGUUAUUAAAGAGUUGAUUUUUAACAAAAAUAACAUUUAAACGAUACAUUUAACACUACUAUAUUGCUCUGCUGAACAUACUAGUACCAAUUUUACGCGUGUCUCUAUAAAAACUCAUCUGUUUCAUCCUCAGGCAUGCGCAUAGCUCUUACUAACGAUAAGUAAGACAGUUAGACCAUUGAUUCCACAGUAUGUUCCUUCAUCCAUUUAAACAGCUCGCAAUAUAGUAUUAUCAAAUAUUCCAAAACUUUAUUAUCGUUAAACUUUUUAGUUAAGUAUUGUUCCACGCAACGUACCCAUAAAACUCAUAUAAGUUAUCGCUUUUCUGUAGGUAAUGAGUCGCUAAACAGUGGGAAAACUUAUGUCUCAAUAGCAUUACAGGUCCCACUGCUGACUCCGUUUUUGACAUGAGAGCUAACGUAUAGUCUGAUUAUUUUGACGUAACUAAGCGGGGCUCUGUAACGCCAUUGAAAUAGAAAGCUUUCGCACGGUUUAGAGACGCAUCACCGACUCUUUUCUAUCAAGUUGACUGAAUAUAUCUAUCUGUAAUUAUCUGUUUUCGUACGUAUAUCCCUUAAUGAAUCCAUAGUCGAUUUAUUGCGGAGGUUUUUGUUUGAGGAGAUGACGUGACAAUAUUUUUGAACCCUAAUGCAAAGAAGGAUCUGAGUCAACCGAAUAUUCGGCGUUACUAUGUUUAAAAAUGUUUGUUUGGCUGAAGAUCCAUUUUAUAAUUAAACUAAGAAUGUUUUUUACGUUUUACAACGUUUUUGUAUUCUGAUCUACAGAUAUAACUCAAUAUAUAUAAUUGAGAAAUAUAUAUAUAUAUUAUCUACAUACACUUACAGUAGUGUAUUGUGUUGAAGCAUCAGUAUGUUGGAAAAUAACAAAUCUUAAUUAUCUGCAACACAGUCAACCAAAGGGGCUACCAUCUUGAACCGUAAAUUACUGUUUUUUGACAGAUUGCGCGCGCAUUGACAACUGAAGAUUGUUACCUAUCAUCUAAAGUCUGUUCUCGUUACUAAUAAGCAAUAUAGAAACAAAUACUUGUGGUGUUACAGUUAAAAAUGUCUAGAAUACCGCACGUAAUGGCAAUAGAGCACCACACUGUUGGAAAACAACAAACUUUGGCAUCUACAGCACAAUCUUGCCCUCAGAUUCGUUGCGGGAGCAUAAAUCUGUGCGACACUAGUUGUCUUUCUCUUCUGGUAGUGCAUAUCCGUUUCGGAUCUGUACUUUACACAACACUGCUCUGUUUUGACAGUUUGCGCUUUCAUUGAAAUUUGUAAAAUUGGCUACCUACCAUCAAGUGACAUUUUUCAUUCAACCUGGCACCACAAAUAAGAAAAUUUUGUGGUGUUUGCAUUUUAUGGAAGUUUAAAUUACCUCACUUCUUUAUGAGUACAUGAUUCUUUUGGUUUCUUAGUGUCUGAUAUGUAAAGUUAGAGUAAAAUGUGUGGCAGGCUUGUUUAUCUUACCCCACCAUCUGAACUAACUUUCGUACAGAUACUGGCUAGUUUAAUUAUAAAAAUAAACUUUACAUUAGGGUGUAGAAAACGUUAUUUUUUUCAGGGAUCUAUAGUUUCUUUAUUAUUUCGUAAAGCGAUGUUGAUUUUAAAGUUAGAGGAUGUAUAAAACUGCCAUUUUCAUAAUGUAACUACCUAUAGAUCUAUUGUUAAAUAAAAUAUUUUGAAAAUAUAACUAAAAAUAGGAUUACUAAAAAUUUUAAGAUAGAUAUUAUAAUAACCUUCUAUGUAAAAGUAUUUUUGUGGAUUUCAAAAUGAAAAUGGCAUCGUUCAGCGAGCACCUUACUUCGCUAUGUUUCCAUACGUUCGUUUUGUAUAUAUACUUUCAUCAUUUUUGCCCACUGCGAGGGUUCGUCGUUUCACAUAAUACAAACAAACAAACAUCUGAACCAAGGCCCUGGCCCUGAUGAAGGUCUGCUUUUGUAGAGUUUUGUUUUUCAUGCGUCACGCUCUGGUCUAAGGGACCGGUGGACCACGGUAUUGUUAUCUGACUGUAAAUAGUUUUAAGUGAAUCACUUAAUUAUUUUUUGCUUGUGUUCUUUUCACAUUCAUGUUUUAGUAAGUGAUGGAGCUGUAUACAUUUGGGUUUUAAUAAAAUGAAUGAUAGUAUA